GGCCAGAGCCCACAUAGGCACAGCCGCACAGACAACAGCAGGGAGUAGCCUGUAGCCAGGCAAAGCCCCUGCCCCGCGCCCCGUCCCCGGCGAGAUUGCUCGGCUGCUCGCUAGAUGCCGGGGCACACUCGCCACCGCGGUAGAUCGCACGGGAGCGACGACCAUGACCUCCAUCCCAGUGUUGUUGCCGAUCCCCAUCUCGCUAACGAGGCCGGAUCCUCCAGGAAACAAGGAGCAGCCAGAAUACUUUCAGAUUCAUUGUUUGGUGGGGAGGGGCUUUGUUCAUCCAUAAGUGUGGGCAGCACCCCAAUGAAGAUGCUGAUAGAUGAUGAAGUCUCAGGAGAUGUCAGGCAUGCAUCGCCAAGUAUUGUAGGAAGGCUUAUGGGCCUUGACACGAUGCCUUCAUUUGGAUACCAUAGCAACAGUACAUGCGGGAUUUGUUCACAUUUCAUGUCGCCUGGGAGUUAUUGUGACAAAUAUGGUUUCUCUGGAGAUGUUCCAAAUAGGAUAAGCACUGAUCAUAUUCUAGAAUUCAAAGAUGUUUUCGAAGUUAUGGAGUCUGCAAGGAUGAAGACUCAGAGCCUAAGUUCUGGAUGCCUGAACACCUGUUCUGGACCAGACAAGGUUAACAGUGCUGAGAUGAACUUCCUGAGGCAGAAAUUUAUGGAUGCAAAGUGUCUUUCAACUAAGGAAUCUUUUAAGAGAUUGAAAGAGUUCGAUGGUGCACUUGAGGCAUUGGUAUUGAAUAAAGAUCUUUUGUUGGAAUUUCUUCAAAAAUCCAACAAUAUUCUGAUGAAAGAUUCUACUGAUAUCAGUCGUUCUCCAUUUUCUGCUGUAAACCGUAUUACCGUGUUGAAACCAUCCAGAAGAAAUAAGUUUGUUGAUGCAGAUAUUAUUUAUCCACCAGAAGAUACUACAAUGUGUUGUUGUGCACCAAAAGGAGCGAAGCAUUCUCCAACGAAUCCUUGUGCUAACCAUUGUAGUCAACCUCUUGAAGAGGAAACUAGUUCUUUCAGACAGAAGUUUUCAAGGUCAAGCUUCAAGGAAAGGAUUGACACACAUUGUUCUCCCACUCGCAUUGUUGUCUUGAAGCCAUGCCUUGGCAAAACUGAAGACAUGGAAGGAGCAUUUCCACUAACACAUGAAAUGUGCCAGUCUAGUUACAGAAAGUCCAAAGCACCCCUUGAUUAUGGCAGUGCUGCUCAGAGUCGACAUACAGAAGAAUACAUGUAUAAGAUGCCAACACGAAAAUUUGAUGUGUUUGGCCCUGGUGGCAAAGGGUCAAUAGAAAUUGCCCGUGAAGUCACAAAAGAAAUAACAAGAGCUGUCAAGGGAGGCAUAAGUGGAAACCGGAUAUUCACUCCAGAUAUUGGGCCAUUUAGCUGUGAUGCACAAGCAUCUUUAUUAUCAUCCAUGGCAAAGCUAAAGAGUUCGGAAGCAUAUCAAAGAUCAAAUCGUAAAACAUCGAUCAGGAAGGAAGCAAAAAGACGCCUAUAUGAUAGAUGGAAGAUAACUCACCAAUAUCAGCACCCAUCACAAGAUGCUAAUUCAUUCCGUACACUAGGGGACAUGCUUGCCCUCUCUGACAAAGAGGUAUCAAAAUUUACUUCAGGAUCGUCAAUUUGCUGCGAAUGCCCAAAGGGAGAGUUGCAUAAGGAUGGAAUGCCAGGGUUGUGCGGUUAUCCUCUUGGUAUUAGCAGCAAUGAUGGUUGGAAAGAUGAGAAUGUGUGCAAUUCGACAAGGUUGAAGUCUCUUCCUUCAUCCAUCACCCAACAGUGCCUGAAGAUGACCAGCAGAAAAGAAAAUUAUAGGCUUGGUGAGUUCUCUGUACUCAAAGACAUUGUCAUAGUGGCACAUAAUAAUUCUGAAGAUGGGCUAGUUCGUGGAAGACCAAUGAGAUCACUGGACAGGACAUCAACGCGUCACUGCAAUGAAAGUGAUCUGCCAUCGCUGGAUGGAGAUGAAAAUAUGGUUACUGAACGUGAGAUACAUGUGAAUUUUGAAGAACCGGCUUGCAGUGUUGCUGUGAUAGAUUCAUCUGAAGAGAGACUUGUACAGCCUGCAAAUUCCAAACAUAUUUUAAGUGCACAAUGCUGUUUGGAUAGCAGCUACAUGGUUCCAGAAUGGCAAGAUGAGGACCAGGCUUCUGUUUCAGGGAACCUGGUGAUGCAUCAAGAGUCAACGUGGGUGCUAGAUGACCAUAUUGUUUCCCAUAGUCCCAGUGACUCUGCAAACGAGGCUGAGGAACAUGUGCUUGAUCAAUGCGCGGGCUAUGCAUUCACCUCUAAUCCUACAGAAGAGUCAGUGUCUCAUGUGAGCUCAUGCAAAGAUGAUCAGCCACCAGUGUCAGUUUCUGAAUCUUCAUUGGGCGCAGAAGAUGGCUGUUCAGGAGGCUUUGAAAAAAUAAGCGCAGAUCUGCAAGAGCUGAGGAUGCAACUUCAACUUCUCAGGAUAGAAGCCACAAACAAUGAUGAUGAAACCGCUUUGUGGAGCGAUAAUGGAAUUUCUGCCAGCUGCAAACCACAUAAUGAGGCUGGUCAGAUGUCCAACACCUUUUGGGAUGCGGAUGAAAGGGAUUUUGCCUAUGUCCUUGACAUUCUCACUUGUAUGGGUAUUCAGAGCAAUGAGCAGGAGUUUCUACUGGAUGCAUGUUAUUUGUGGGAGUAUCCUGCUCCUGCGAGCAGUGACGUUUAUGAGAGCCUUGAAAAGAAGUACGGGAAGUACAUCCGAUGGCCGCAAUCCGAUAGGAGGCUCCUUUUCGAUCUGACAAAUGAUGCCCUUAGGGGUGUGGUAACUGUGGUUACUUGUCUGGAACACAGUGGGAUGCGGAAGAAGCGGCAGUCCAAAAGAAGGGGUAAAGAUAGUGUUUUGGACCAUGUGUGGGAAAGGGUGUGCCGACAACGGCAGGAAGCAGAGUGCUUCCAGGAGGAAAGGUUGAUGGGUGUAGAGUGGUUGGACUGCGAAGAUGCCACGUAUCAAAUUGCAGGAGAGCUGGAGAGCAUGCUAGGCGCGGAUCUCCUUGAAGAAGUGGCCGAGCUGCUGCUGUGACUGGGAAAGUCCAAAGCACCAGUGCUCCUAUCCUCUAACAUGUAAUGUGAUACUAUUCCAUACACUGGUUUCUCAGCAACUCCGUAUAUAGUGCAGGCCAUAGCUUGUGUUACUGUUACGAUGAGUGAUCGAUGUUGCGAAACACCAUCUGGUGGCUUGCUGCAUUGUAACAGGUAACCUGGCCUAGUAAUAAGGCAUGAUAUACAUCGACAUACACAUACCAAUUCUUGCAUCUGACUAGCUAAAGUUUAGAUAGUGUCUGUCGAUCCACUCAUUGUUAUCUCUAUCAUAUCAUACUAGUACUAGGAUAGGAUAUGUAGUACGGCAGGCAGUGACUCUCUUGAUGUUGUUGUUAAGCUAUUGGUUUCAGAAAAAGGAACAAAGGCAAUCGAUGUCGAUAA
Messenger RNA from Panicum virgatum (switchgrass), 3449 nucleotides. RefSeq lists its product as uncharacterized. The transcript is spliced from 5 exons. The record is from RefSeq and is a predicted model, not a curated record. The coding region runs from base 115 to 3048 and encodes 977 amino acids. NCBI's taxonomy places the organism in Eukaryota, Viridiplantae, Streptophyta, Magnoliopsida, Poales, Poaceae.